AUGGCCUUCUUCAUAGCAUAUUUCCUGACGAUGACCAGCUUCUCUCACCCAAGCUCAGGUCUACUCUCUGAGCGGGACCCCGAUCAACAUAACAUCGACGACCUCGAAAGCCAAGAUGAGCAGGCCGCCGUUCGAAAUGUCAAUGUUGGAAGCACCUUUUCCCUUAUGAGAGCAGUCGUCGAGCUCCGACUCCUGCAGACGACGACGUCUAUCCUUCGUUUCACAAGGACCAAUCCAGUAUCAAUCUCCGACCCAGACUCCUCUCUUCGUCGUGCCAUAGAUCGCAGAGAACAGCGCAUUUCUCGCAUUGUUGAAUCCAUGACGAAAGAUGACUUUGAAAAGAAUGUUAGCGAGAUUGCAUCGCAGAUUGAGAUGGAGGCGCCGGCGCGAACAUCGCCCCGGGUCGUGCCUCGGCGAGUCCUUUCCCCGUCUGACAUGAUAGAGGAGCUCACGAUUGCGGAGCAGGGCUCACAAAAGGAGGACGAAGGAUACCUGCGUGAGUCUUCAUCGGCAGAGUCAAUCGCUUCUACCGUAUCAACCGCUUCGACUGCGAGCACACCGAAGCUCAACACUCUGAUCAGUGAAGACCCACUCCCGGUGGUGGAUGAGAAUGUUCGAGCCAGGCUAGAGGACAUCCUGAGCGAGGAAACAAGGAGAGCACCCAGUUCUCUCUCUUCGUCAGCUCCACCAGACACCAAUUCGUCUUACUCGUCCCUGGGGAGAAGUUUAUCUGUGAGCAAUGUGAACUCGGUCACGUCGAUCCCGCGACUAUGCAAGAUUGUAUCGGCGGCUCAAUACACCAAAAUAAUCGCGGAGAGGCAACCGCAGUUCAGCAUUAUCAACCAUCCCUAUUCAAUUGAUUCUCUGGUCGCAGAGACCCCUCGACUUGAUCGGUCUGCGCUCGAGCUCAACGAGCACCCUAACGAACAGCAGCGGAAAUCUGCAGACAGUUUCCCAGGGGAGUUUCCGAUUAGCGAAGGGUUGGAAUAUAGUGCGCUGGCCACUGCAAAGCACCAUGCGCGCAUUCCUUCAAUAAGGACCUCUGUACGCCCAUUUUCUGACUUGUAA
Messenger RNA from Aspergillus mulundensis, 1068 nucleotides. RefSeq lists its product as uncharacterized. The transcript has a single exon. The record is from RefSeq and is a predicted model, not a curated record. The coding region runs from base 1 to 1068 and encodes 355 amino acids. Lineage: Eukaryota; Fungi; Ascomycota; Eurotiomycetes; Eurotiales; Aspergillaceae.